Molecule: messenger RNA, 3833 nt
Organism: Solea senegalensis (Senegalese sole)
Lineage: Eukaryota; Metazoa; Chordata; Actinopteri; Pleuronectiformes; Soleidae
Gene: gusb
Product: glucuronidase, beta
Exons: 12
Coding region: 4-2037 (677 amino acids)
Biological process (GO): glucuronoside catabolic process; carbohydrate metabolic process
Molecular function (GO): carbohydrate binding; beta-glucuronidase activity
Source: RefSeq, a predicted model, not a curated record
CACAUGACAACAAAAGUAACUCACGUGACAGAACCUACAUCCAGAGCUGGAGUUCAGUGUAGAGUGUUCGGUUGGGACUGUGUGUGUGUGGUUGUGCGGGUCAGCAUGGUGUCUGUACCUGGACGAGCCGGUGUGCUCGGUGCUCUGUGUGUGUCCGCCAUGAUGAAUGCGGUCUGUGCGCUCAGCGGCGGAAUGCUGUUGCCGCGAGAGUCUCCGUCCAGAGAAGUGAAGGAGCUGAGCGGACUGUGGGGCUUCAGGGCGGACAAGUCCCCGAGCAGGAACCUGGGCUUCGAGAGGGCAUGGUACAAACGUAGAUUGGCUGAGACUGGCCCAGUGAUUGACAUGCCAGUUCCUGCCAGCUACAAUGACAUCACACAGGACCACUCGCUGAGAGAUUUCAUCGGCUGGGUGUGGUAUGAGCGAGAGGUGGUGGUGCCUGCACGAUGGCUCUCAGACGAAGGCACAAGAGUGGUUAUCAGAGUGGGAAGUGCUCACUAUUAUUCAGUGGUGUGGGUAAAUGGGGUGAAAGUGACUGAGCAUGCAGGUGGCCAUCUUCCUUUUGAGGCUGAGAUAGGCGCUUUACUCCGCAAAGACCCAACCUCGCCGUGCAGGAUCACCAUCGCCGUCAACAACACACUGACCCUGGAGACUCUUCCUCCAGGAACCAUCCAGCACUUUGACGACCACACCAAAUAUCCUGAUGGCUUUUUUGUGCAAAACUACUCCUUUGACUUCUUCAACUAUGCUGGCAUACAUCGCCCUGUGCUGCUCUACACCACUCCUAAGGCAUACGUGGAUGACAUCACUGCGGUGACCGACUUCUCGGAUAACACUGGUUUUGUCAAUUACAAAGUGUCAGUCCAAGGUGCGACCACAGCGACGCUGAAGGUCACCCUGCAGGACAGAGACGGACACUGUGUAGCCUCCUCCAAUGAGCUGUCUGGAGUGCUCAAAGUGGUGGAUGUCAACCUGUGGUGGCCGUACUUGAUGCAUGAUAAUCCAGGUUAUCUGUACUCUCUGGAGGUUCGCUUAAUGGCGCCCAAUGAAGACGUGUAUACCCUCCCAGUAGGCAUCCGCUCGGUUAAGGUUACCAGCACCCAGUUCCUCAUCAACAACAAACCCUUCUACUUCCAUGGAGUCAAUAAACACGAGGACGCUGAUAUUCGUGGCAAAGGCUUGGACUGGCCCCUGAUCGUCAAGGACUUCAACUUACUCAAGUGGCUGGGGGCCAACUCCUUUCGCACCAGUCACUACCCAUACGCCGAGGAGAUCCUGCAGAUGUGUGACCGCCAUGGCAUCGUAGUGAUCGAUGAGUGUCCGGGGGUGGGCAUCAAAGACAUUUAUAGUUUUGGAAACGCCUCCCUCACCCACCACCUUGUUGUCAUGGACGAGCUUGUACGUCGGGACAAGAACCAUCCUUCUGUGGUCAUGUGGUCUGUCGCUAAUGAGCCCGCUGCAGAGAUGCAUCCUGCUGAUCUGUAUUUCAAAACCUUGAUAAAGCAUACUAAAGCUCUGGACCCAACACGGCCCGUCACUUACAUCACAGAUAGUAACUAUGCUCGAGACAAAGGGGCUCCCUACGUGGAUGUAAUCUGUGUAAACAGUUAUUUCUCCUGGUACCAUGAUCAAGGUCACCUGGAGGUCAUCCCCAUCCAGCUCAACACUCAGUUUGAGAACUGGUAUGGGAAAUAUCAGAAACCCAUCAUUCAGAGUGAAUAUGGAGCAGACGCGGUGCCCGGGCUUCAUAGUGAUCCACCCAUGAUGUUUACUGAGGAGUACCAGAAGGCAGUCCUAAAGAACUACCACGACGUGUUUGACCAGAAGAGGAAGCAGUAUGUUGUCGGGGAACUCAUCUGGAACUUUGCAGAUUUCAUGACUACACAAGGAAUCACCCGCGUGGUGGGAAACAAGAAGGGCAUUUUCACCAGGCAAAGGCAGCCCAAAGCAGCAGCCUUCUUCCUGAGAGAGAGGUACUGGAGUCUGGCAAACCAAACAGGAAUACUACCCACGUGGACCAAGUAUCCCUGCUCCCUCUGACACUGUUUGGGAACCCAGCCCAGGAGGACCGAUUCAAACCUAUAGCCGUGUUUCCGCCGAGUCGGUCCAGUUUGGUACAGUACGCAUUUUUCAUUUCCAUUAGGAAUGGUAAUAAAAUAACCAGCCACAAGGGCACCCUUCCCUUGGAGGUACCAGAUUAAAAUGGUAUGGUACAGUCAGGGAGUUGUCAGCUGAUUGGGCAACAGGAAAACGUCAGUCCCUUGCGAUUGGUGUAAAUAUCCCAUGGAUGUCGAGGCAAAAGCCUGCAGUCUAUUCUCAUACAAAUCAUCUUAUACUGUGAAAGUUCAUCUGUCUUCUGAUUGAACUUCAAUUUUUAGACAAUAGUAAGUUUUCCUUUUCCUUGUUAACCAGUUUCGGCGUGUAUCUUUCUGUCAGAUUUGACACUCCCUCAUUCUGGUUCAUCGUCCUGUGCGCACGUUUUACAAAGCCCGACGUCAACAGCCACAAACUGAGCAGGGAAAAAAAAGAGCUGCUGGAUGUCCUCCAUUGUUGUCCGGUUGUGUCGCGUUUGAUGUCGUCGCAACAGUAUGGCGUCGCGCUAACAUCAGGGAUUGCUCACCCCCCGCCUACCGAAUAAAGAUACUGUUCUCCAUUGAAACGCAAGCUUGACCCAGGGCUUUACCAUUCCAAACCAUACCAUACUCUACCAAACUGAACUGUACCAUGAUGGAAACACAGCAUUAUGUGGAAAAAUGUGGGUACUGUUGGUUAGUUUCUUGAGGAAAAUCUACUUGGGGACAAUGUGCAUUCCUGUGCAACUAACAGAGUGUUCACCAGCAAACUGAAUAUUUUUCUGAACAUAUAAAUACUUUUUAUGCUGAUUUAUGAAUACAUGAUUUUACAGUUUUAUUUGUGGUUGUUAUGGUUGUGAUGUGGUUUCUGCAGAAAACUUCUGUGAGAUUUAAAGCUGCAGUGCAUAACUUUUUUUGUUAUUCUGCCUCCGUUUGGUCUUUGUGAACAGAAAUGUAAUUAUUUCAUUAUUUGGUUGCUGUCUCCUUUUAAAAUUGACUAAGUGAGCUUUUGUGUGUAUACAACAGCGUCGGGGUGGGCGGGACAAGAAGUUUUUUACCCGACUAAACUGCUGAACCGGGUUUUCUGAGCAAGAGAAUCUAAGAAUCUGAAAAGAAAAAGUAACUUUGGUCUAAUCAGCUGUGGGAACUCAACUGACAAUGGUUUAAAUCAAAUGGACAUCUGUUUUACAAUUUUACAAACAUAGUCGCAAUUUUGUCCACAAAAAGAGAUGAUUUUCUCCAAGUCUGUGUGAUACUUUUUUCCAAACAGACUCAGUUUCUUGCACAAUCUUUUCAAAGUCCUGAUGCUAGAGAUAAUGUGAUGCUAACGUGACAAAAAAAAAGUGUAAAAAUGUAACUUCACAAAAUCCUCUGCAUUCCUUAUCUUGACGCAAGUCGCGGCUGAUCAUCUGAGAUUUUGCGAGCAUAAUAAUUACGACUUUAUUCCCAUAACAUUACGACUUUAUUCUCGAAAGAUAAAAAAAUAAUCAUUCUUAAGUUUGGCCCUAAAACUCUCGUCUGACCAGAGGAAAGGUCAGACGAUAUCAGGACAUACAUUACAAAGAUGGGGCCACCAUCCUUUUUGUUUCCUGUGUUUUAAGUUUCUUUAAUUAAGGAGUUUUAGGACCUGUGUUGAUGUUUUUUGUAAAUGCAAUGUCAGAAUGUCAAUUCAUCUUAAUCAGAAAAGUGCAUUAUUUUUUCUAUUUUACUAUAAAUAUGAAUGAAUUAUAUUAAAAAAUAAAACGUGAUCUUUUGCAAACUUGA